ACGCAGAGCAGAGGCUGAAACUGAGAAGGAGUCGACGUACAAUGGCGAUGAGAGCGGCGGCGGCGAGGCGGGCGAACUUGACUCGGUUCAUGGACUCAUCGCGAGGGGCGGCUCGGUACAUGAGCUCCGGCCAGGGAAGGAUCCUGAGCGAGGAGGAACGCGCUGCUGAGAACGUCUACAUCCAGAAAAUGGAGAGGGAGAGGUUGGAGAAGCAGAGGAGGAAGGCGGAGAAAGAGAAGGCGGAGAAGGAGAAAGAGAAAGAGGCUGCUGAGCAGAAACCUGAAGGGCUCAGACUGCUUGAGAGGUCAAGCGUCAACUACUGAAGAAGCAAGGAUGUUCGCAGGCGAAUAGUAGUAAGUAUGCAAAUAAACUCCUCCCAGGAGUCGCUUCUUGUACAGAAUAAUCCUCUUGUUAAUAUCUGAUCUGGUCUACCAACAGUGAUGCUGGCUAUUAAUAAUAACUAUGCAAAUAAACUCCUCCCAGGAGUGGCUUCUUGUACAGAAUAAUGGUCUUGUUAAUAUCUGAUCUGGUCUACUGACAGUGAUGCUAUUUUUUUGUGAGCUUCUAGUACUUAAAGCUGGUUCUUGGUCCGUUUCCUUUUG
Molecule: messenger RNA, 602 nt
Organism: Eucalyptus grandis
Lineage: Eukaryota; Viridiplantae; Streptophyta; Magnoliopsida; Myrtales; Myrtaceae
Exons: 3
Coding region: 42-323 (93 amino acids)
Source: RefSeq, a predicted model, not a curated record